Molecule: messenger RNA, 2611 nt
Organism: Magallana angulata
Lineage: Eukaryota; Metazoa; Mollusca; Bivalvia; Ostreida; Ostreidae
Product: tenascin-R-like
Exons: 10
Coding region: 121-2484 (787 amino acids)
Source: RefSeq, a predicted model, not a curated record
UUUUUUUUUUUUUGUCUAUCAUUGUUCCACUAACGAGUAUUUAUAUAAAACAGUAUUCAAGAUAAAAUGAAAUUGUGAAGUUAAAACAGCAUUGAAAGUAAAGCUCGUAACGCAAUCACAAUGAUUCGUAUCAGCUCUCUGAUAUUGAUAGUAACCUUUUUCGGUUUUCCAACGUGUGAAGAGAAUGACAAAUUUAUAAACAAAGGCCAUAUGGUUUUUGUUGGAGGUGAAUUGGUUGGGGAAAUUACGAGUUUGAAAUCUGCUGUUUAUAAGAGAGGACAUAUUAAACUCCGCUGCUGCUCAGAAUGUUUGAGGGAACUCGACUGCAGUGGAACUCGAAUAGAUUUCAACUCUUCCAGCUGUUCACUUUUGAAAGGCCAGUUCUUUGCAUUAGAACAACCAUUGUCGUCCUCUCAGAUCUUCAUGAAAACAGGUACAGCAACUGUUACUACGAGCACUAUGCAAAUGUCAAGUAUUGCAGAAAGUUCGUCAAAAACCACCCCAGUUACUGGCUAUGAAACACCUUUUGUUACUGAAAUAAACUCUACAGAAACUGUGAAUGAAACAGCACCUCAAGAUACUGUGACUGGAACAACUCCUUCAGUAAUAGUGAAUAAAACAACCACUCCAGAAACUGUCACUGAACCAACCUUUACAGAAACUGUCACUGAAACGACCUCUCCAGAUACUGUAAAUAAAACAACGUUUUCAGAUUCCGUGAAAGGAAUUACCUUUCCAGAUACUGAUACAUUAUCUCCACAUAAUGUGACUGAAAAAAUUUCUCCGAACACUGUGAUUGAAACAACAUCUCCAGACACUGUAAAUGAAACAUCAUCUUCAGAUAUUUUGAAUGAAACAACCUUUCCAGAAACUGUGACGGAAACAACACGUCUAAACACUGAACCUGGAACGACUUAUCCAGAUAUUCUGAAUGAAACAACUUCUAUAGAUACUGUGACCGAAACAUCUCCUACUGCAACUGAAACACUAUCUCAAGACACUGUGACUGAAACAGCAUCUGAAGAAACAGUGACUGAAACAGCAUCUCAAGACACUGUGACUGAAACAACAUCCUUAGGUACUGUGGCUGAAACAUUUUCUGAUGCUUUGACCUUUCCAAGCGCCGUCAACAGUAAAACAACUCAAGAUGUUGUGACAGCAACAGCUACUCUGGGAACUGAAUUUGCUACAACUCUCAUGGGUUUUUCGUCAACAAAAGUGGCUUUGGUCACGUCCACUGAACGUGUUUGUUCAGAUUGUGAAUGCAUCGGCACAACAACGUCUCUGAGUGGAGUCUAUGAGAUAACAGUCAACGGACAGCUAACCAGUGUCUAUUGCGAAAUGAAGUAUGGCUUUCAGUGGACGGUAGCAUUUCGACGAACUGUUGGCAAUGUCCUCUUCAAUAAUGUAUGGACGAGCUACACAAAUGGAUUUGGAAAUCUGGACGGUGACUUCUGGUUAGGUUUGGACAACAUACAUCAUUUUACGUCCUCGGGACAGAGCGUUAUGAGGGUAGAGAUGGAGGAUAUAAACGGCCAGACUGGUUUCGCUCAGUACAGCACCUUCCUGGUCGGGAGUCCGUCUUCAGGCUACAAGCUCAUUGUGUCGCAGUACGCUGGAAACUCUGGAUAUGACGCUUUUAUCUACCAUAACAAUAUGAAAUUUUCCACAAAAGAUCGUGAUAAUGAUCUCUCAUCUUCAAUAAACUGCGCUAGUUACUACGGCGAACCCUGGUGGAAUAAUGAUUGUUCACGAAUUAUAUUUACAAGGAAUAAUUUCAAUGACCUUGGCUGGUAUAAUUGGUAUACCGGAAGUUACAAACAGCUCAGUAAAAUAAGAAUGAUGAUCCGGAAACCGUUGAUUGUUGAAACAUCAGGAUGUUCCGAUUGUGAUUGUGUUGGAUCUCUGACAACGGAGAGUGGGGUGUAUGAAAUAACCGCUGACGGGAAUCCACUUGAGGUCUAUUGUGAAAUGAAUGACGGUUACAAUUGGAUGGUCAUUUUCCGCCGCAUUAAAGGUGAUGUGCUUUUCAACAAUAUUUGGACAAGUUAUGAAAACGGUUUUGGAAAUCUUGACGGUGAUUUUUGGCAAGGAUUGAAGCAUAUUAACAAAUUCAGUGCAGCUGGAUGGAGCGUUAUGAGGGUAGAAAUGGAAGACAUUGUUGGGUAUUAUGGAUAUGCCCAAUACAGUACAUUCCAUGUCGGGGACGCAUCGUCAGGGUAUAGACUUACUAUAUCGGGAUAUUCUGGAACUGCGGGAUAUGAUGCAUUAAGUAUCCACAACGGACGGAAAUUUUCUACAAAAGAUGUUGACAAUGACCUUUCAACUAUAAACUGCGCCCUCAAGUAUGGUUCACCUUGGUGGAAUAAUGAUUGCGGACUAGUCAAGUUUACUUUAAACGAUUUUAAUGGUCUCGGUUGGUACAAUUGGCACACAGGAAGUUACAGACCAUUGGUUAGAGUCAAAAUGGCGAUUCGAAAAUAGUUAAUACCCAGAUAUUGAUCGUACCAUUAAAAGUCAUUUAGGAAAUUACCAAAUAAACCACAUGGUCUAUGAAUAGACUUUUGUUUAGUACAUGUAUUGUGUGACAUUAAAGUCGAUACUAAAGGAA